Messenger RNA from Nematolebias whitei (Rio pearlfish), 693 nucleotides. It is a transcript of the gene txndc12, whose product is annotated as thioredoxin domain containing 12 (endoplasmic reticulum). The transcript has 7 exons. NCBI's taxonomy places the organism in Eukaryota, Metazoa, Chordata, Actinopteri, Cyprinodontiformes, Rivulidae. Gene Ontology annotation, cellular component: endoplasmic reticulum. The record is from RefSeq and is a predicted model, not a curated record. Bases 60 to 581 code for a protein of 173 amino acids.
UUAUCGACCGUUAGCCAUUACCCGCUAGCUGCAGUUGCGGGUAAAGAAAGACAAUUAAAAUGCAAACGUCAAUAGCAAAUAUCGCUUUUUUUUCGUUGUUUCAGGUUUUAUUGUCUUUGUCGGGUUUUCUAGAGGUCGUGGAGGCCUCCAGUGGGAGAGGAUUUGGAGAUAAUAUCCACUGGAGGACGCUGGAAGAUGGCAAGAAGGAAGCUGAAGCCAGCGGGCUGCCGCUCAUGGCCAUCAUCCACAAGACCUGGUGUGGAGCCUGCAAAGCACUGAAGCCCAAGUUCGCUGAAUCCAAGGAAAUCUCUGAACUGGCGCACAACUUUAUAAUGGUGAACCUGGAGGAUGAAGAGGAGCCAAAGGAUGAAGCCUUCAGCCCAGACGGUGGAUACAUUCCUCGGAUCCUUUUCCUCGACCCCAGGGGCAAAGUCCAUCCAGAGAUCACCAACAAAAACGGCAAUCCCAACUACAAAUACUUUUACAGCACCGCAGAUCAGGUGGUGUCGAGUAUGAAGGAGGCGCAGGAGAAGCUGACGGGCGACGCUUUCCAUCAGGGUCACACAGGAGACGAGCUGUGAGGAGGUGGCGGGGACUCCGGGCUUUAAGGGCUACACUUCUUCUGCCGGAGCUCCCACCAACGAGCCCUUGGAGUAUUUACUCGUACGGUAGAAGCAAGGCGCCGUCUCCGCU